AUGUCAGAGGCCAGUUCCAGGAAGCUGAGGUUUAAGAAGGGUCGGAGUGCCACUUUCAGCAUCGAUGGCUUUAGCUUCACAAUUGUUGCUAAUGAGGACGGCGAGGGCAACAGUCGGCCCCUGGACCGAUUUGCCCGCUCGAAGUCGCAGAAUGCUUUGUGGAAUGCCAUUACAGCUGGGAUCGGGGUCAAGGACAAGGGGAGCGGGUCGAGGGUUGUCCCGGACGACCCGCAGACACUGGAGGAGAUCUUGGCUUGUGAGUUCCCCGACGGUCCAGAUGUCACCGAGAAGACGGCCAUCAGAUUACGGUGCCUGGUGAAACAGUUGGAGAGGGGAGAGGCAUCCCUGGUUGACCUCAAGAAAAACCUUGAGUAUGCAGCAUCUGUGCUUGAGUCUGUGUACAUUGAGGAGACAAGGCGGUUGGUGGACACCGAGGAUGAGCUCAGUGACAUCCAGUCGGACUCUGUGCCGUCGGAGGUGCGUGAUUGGCUGGCGUCCACCUUCACGCGUCAGAUGGGUCUGAUACUGCGGCGCACGGAGGAGAAGCCUCGCUUCAGGAGCAUUGUGCACGCCGUGCAGGCCGGCAUCUUUGUCGAGAGGAUGUACCGCCGCACCUCCAACAUGGUUGGGCUCAGCUACCCCCCGUCUGUCAUAGGUGUGCUCAAGAAUGUUGAUAGGUGGUCAUUUGACGUGUUUGCUCUGAAUGAGGCCAGUGCUGAUCAUUCACUCAAGUUCAUUUUCUAUGAGCUCCUCACCAGAUACGACCUCAUUAACCGCUUCAAGAUCCCCAUAUCGGCGCUGGUGUCGUUUGUUGAGGCGCUGGAGGUGGGCUACAGCAAACACAAGAACCCGUACCACAACCUCAUCCACGCCGCAGACGUCACGCAGACUGUCCACUGCCUGCUGCUCAAGACCGGCAUGGUGCACUGGCUGACUGAGCUGGAGAUUUUCGCCAUGCUCUUUGCUGCUGCUGUCCAUGACUAUGAGCACACAGGAACCACAAACAACUUCCACAUCCAGACAAGGUCUGACACGGCCAUGCUGUACAAUGACCGCUCUGUGCUGGAGAGUCACCACGUCAGUGCAGCAUAUCGCCUCCUUCAGGACGACGACGAGAUGAACAUCCUCUACAACCUGUCCAAGGAUGACUGGAGAGAGCUAAGGGCGCUGGUGGUGGAGAUGGUGCUGGCCACAGACAUGUCCUGUCACUUCCAGCAAGUCAAGGCCAUGAAGAACUUCCUGCCGCAGCCAGAGAGCAUUGACAAAUCCAAGGCCAUCUCUCUCCUCCUUCACACCGCUGACAUCAGUCACCCGGCUAAGAACUGGGAUCUGCACCAUCGCUGGACCACCUCUCUGUUAGAGGAGUUCUUCAGACAGGGCGAUAAGGAGGCGGACCUGGGCCUGCCCUUCUCCCCGCUGUGCGACCGCAAAUCAACCAUGGUGGCCCAGUCCCAGAUUGGGUUCAUUGACUUUAUCGUCGUGCCGACCUUCUCCGUUCUGACAGACAUGACGGAGAAGAUUGUCACGCCGCUCAUCGACGAAGCGGCACACUCCAGCCUCGCUGGCUUCAGACGCUCCAGUCUGAACAGUCUCACCUCUGUGGAUGCCAGGCACGACAGCAUCAACAGCACAGGCUCAGACGGCAGCUCGUCCAGCCACUGCCCCCUGCUGGCCGUCGACCCAAAGAACUUCAAGGCCAUGUGGAAUGAGGAGGUGUCUCAGAACAGGGAGCGCUGGAAGGCCCACGCAGCCAAAGAAACAGAGGAAAAGGCCAGACGUGAAGCAGAGGAGCAAGCCCAGCAGGAGACCACUGCGGCAAGUCAAGAGGGACAAACAGAACCCGACCAGCCAGAACCAAAGCAGCAGCAGGAGGAGAGCGAGGACAGGGAUGGCCCUGAGCCAGAACGUGCUGAGAGCCCAUUGGAUGAGUGUCCUGUCAGUGACACGGGGGAGGGUGCUGAGACAUUACAAAAUGGAGAGGUGUCAGAGGAAGCCAAAUCCCCAGCGAGCGAUGACAUCACGAAACAAGACGCUGAAUGAUGUGAGGGUGAGUGAAAGCAGAGAAAGAGGCCUCCAUGACCCUGUCCCAAACCACACUGCUGCAGAGGAACCUUCUCCUUAUCUAUAGCUCUAGUGUGCCGCCUGGUGGACAAUACUGACAUGUGUAUAUUAAAAUAAAUGUUUUUGUUUUUAAUUUCCAGUGGUACAUCACAGGCUUCUUCUUUUUUUUCCUCUUCCUCUUUUGAAGUGACAUACUGGUGGACAAGCCCAUGUGAUGACUUCAUGUCCAUAGCCUCUGUAUAUACUGUAAAUAUAAAUACAGUUCUGUUUUUGUGUGUGUUCCUUUCUUAAAGAGAAUAAGUAUGCUGAUUCAGGCUUUUGGGUGCAUCUCCUCCUUUGAUCUUGCCUUCAAUUUAGUGGCCUUUUCAUGUUUUUUUUUUUUCUUUUCUUUCUUUUUUGUUGUUGGUUUUAUUUUUGAGGGAUUAAAUACAAGGGACUGUUUACAUGCCUGCAUGUGUGUUCGUGGAUGCCUGUGUUUGUUUGUUUGUUUGUUUGUUUGUUUGUUUGUUUGUUUGUCUCUUUCUUUGCUUUGGUCAGUUUACCUGUGUAUGUGCAAACAUCCUUUUGAAUCAAAUCUUUCCUCCUCUUCCUCUCUUCUUUUCCUGUCUUCAUUUUGUAUUUAUUUGUUUCUUUCUAUGUGCUCAACCUGAGACAAGGUGCUUGUGCCCUGUGACGUCUUGUUGUGUGUUAUGUUUCUUUUAGUUCGGGUUGUUUAUUUGCCAUUUGUUACCUGAAGUGCAUAGCUCCUUACUGGCUAAGCGAUUCUCAGCAUGAGUUCACACUAGUAGAAGCAUGCAGUUAUAGUGUCUGUUAUGUGCUCAUUCCCAUUGAGAAUACAUUGAGCAGACAUGAAGAUUUAUUUUGUAUUAAUAUUUUCAUUUUGUAGUUAUUCAUUUUAGUCACACAUGGAUUUUCACCCUUUUCCAGUCCAGUAGUAAAUACUACAGAAAGAUGAUUGAUUGUUCCCGUGCAUCUGUUGAUAUGUAACUGUGACUCAUGAUGAAUGUGUUUUAUGGGUGACAGCAUUCCCUUUGAAAAUAUCAUUUUAGAGGUGAAAGUGCUUUUACUGGUUCGAUUGUGCUUUUUAGGCCCACUGUACAGCAUGCAAGGACGUUGCAUUCUAGUGAUAUCCUUUUUCUCAGUUGCCGGUGGCAGUGCAGUUGUGUUAUUUAUUUACAUUUUCUUCUGUCAGGUGGUGAGUGAGUAUAUAGCCAUGCAGAAUGUCACCAAUAGAUUGUAUCCUCCUAGUUUUCUCACUAAAUGAUGUUCUUUUAACCCAAUGUGUAACGAUGUGCUUCAACACAUCACCUCUAUAGAAGAGCUGUAACCAGUGUUAGACGACUAAACAGAAGCUGCUCUAUUGGUUGUAGCACUUUGCUUUGGACAGACGUUUACUUUGGCAUGUAUAGCUACUGAACAAAAAAGUAAUAAAUGGACUGUGUAUAUGUAUAAUUAUUGUAUAUUGAACAUCAGAGAUUUGGUUUCAGCUUUGAAAUGUCAAAGCUGUUUAAGAAAUGGCAGUAUUUUUCCCCAGACAUUUUAUCAAUUCACUUUGAGUGUAUUUCUGCCUCCUUCCCAGUUUGUCUCUAAAAUCGAUAAAACAAAGAAUAGAAAUACAAUGACCAAUGUUUAUAUAUAGACAAUCAUAUUGACGGUUGUAUAGGACUGCCAGAAACUUUACAGGUAGACUCAAGUCCAGAGGAAUCAGGAUGAAAGGCUUUUAAUGUGACACAUUUUCAGUCAAGAGAAACCAUAGCACUGUGCUUAAUAUCAUCUUUAGUAGCAACUACUCUUGCCUAAUGUUACUUUUACCUCCCGAGAAGAAAAAAGACAAGCAGCUUUUCCUACUUUUUCUGAAAUACCUUCAACAUGAUCCGAUGUUCUAUUUUUUCUAACCCCAAACAGAUCUAGGCUUGUAUAGUGAAUGUAAGAUGCUACUACUAUUACAUAUCAUGAUGCACCAAGGUUUUUUUUGUGUUCAUAUUUUAGGUUUUGUAUUGUAUUCAUAAAUGUAUGUAUGUGUUCUGAGUUGAUACCGAUGUAAAAUACGAGAUGUAUAGAAAAAUAUAUCUACACAUGUUGACAGUUUGGCCAGAUUUAAAUUUAAAAUUUUGUCAAUUUUAGCUCUUUUUAGCAACCUUAACCACACCUGUUUAAUGUUUACGGUCAUCUCUCAAAGGUUAUUAUUAGCAUUGUAAUCCCGUUUGCCUGUAGAACUUUGUCCAACCUCUCCAGACUCUGCAUAUUACUGUUAACCCUUACCAGUCAAUUACAUGUACCUGGGCUGUUGGUUUAGAGUAGACUCUGAAUGUCUGUUGUACAUAUGUGAUGUAACAUCCUAACAUCUGUUUGGUAAAGUGGCCAUGGUAACACUAAAGUUUAAAGAUUUUAACACAUUGAUAUCGGAACAGGCUAAAAGAUUUGGUUGCCUGGUCAUAUGUUACCAGCUAUCUCAUUUUUGUCACACAUUUGUGUUUGAUUUGAGUCUUUUUAAGAAACGUAUUGAUUCCCGGUGUCGCUCCAUUUCCCAAAAAAUCAUUAAUGUUUUUGUUUUAAUCUUUAAUUUGAUCCUAAUUUCCAUAAGCUGUUGUCAAAGUAAAAAUGGAAUUGUCUUCCAUGAAUUGUUACAUUAGCCAAAAUUUGAAUCAAGUGCCACAGAAAAUGAAGCGCUGUGGAACAUAGUAAAUCAAAAGGAGAGAUUACCAACCUCCUCAGUGUAACUAAUGUAGACCUAUACCAUUACAGAUGUUCUUGUAUCUCUGCAAUGUCUGUGCUUAAUAGAUUUUGUAAUGCUUGAUCUUUCAAAUUUGGCUGAAACAAACACAAGGAUAUACUUUCUUUUGAAAUGACUACUUUCGGUUUGUUGUCUGUUUUGUUGUGUUUUGGCGUCCGCAGGCUUUGUGUCUGAAGCAGUCCACAGCAGAAAUGUGUGCAUUCCCUUCAGCCAGCAUGUAGUAAGACUGUUUAUGCAGUUUCCUCUCCUCUCUCUGUUUGGCCUUGUUGGAAGUGACGUGUCGACACGCUAGUUUGCCUCCAUGCUUCGUGACUGCACAGCCGUAACAAUAAAGCUGAACUCAAAGGGCUCAAA
Messenger RNA from Clupea harengus (Atlantic herring), 5149 nucleotides. It is a transcript of the gene pde1cb, whose product is annotated as phosphodiesterase 1C, calmodulin-dependent b. Gene Ontology annotation, molecular function: 3',5'-cyclic-nucleotide phosphodiesterase activity. Gene Ontology annotation, biological process: signal transduction. Lineage: Eukaryota; Metazoa; Chordata; Actinopteri; Clupeiformes; Clupeidae. The coding region runs from base 1 to 2040 and encodes 679 amino acids. The record is from RefSeq and is a predicted model, not a curated record. The transcript has 19 exons.